Messenger RNA from Spinacia oleracea (spinach), 789 nucleotides. RefSeq names its product sm-like protein LSM5. Bases 121 to 387 code for a protein of 88 amino acids. Gene Ontology annotation, molecular function: RNA binding. Lineage: Eukaryota; Viridiplantae; Streptophyta; Magnoliopsida; Caryophyllales; Amaranthaceae. The record is from RefSeq and is a predicted model, not a curated record. The transcript has 4 exons. Gene Ontology annotation, cellular component: U4/U6 x U5 tri-snRNP complex; Lsm1-7-Pat1 complex; U6 snRNP. Gene Ontology annotation, biological process: mRNA splicing, via spliceosome.
CGCAUAAAAAAUUAUAAAGGACCGAGGGGUAGUAUAAUCAUUUCGUCUAAACAGUUUUUAGCUAGUUUUUGUAUCUGAAGUGAGAGUAUUCCCUCCCUCUUCCCCCAAAUUCUCUCUGCAAUGUCGUCAAACAAUCCAUCCCAGCUCCUCCCCUCAGAGUUGAUAGACAGAUGCAUAGGCUCUAAGAUUUGGGUGAUUAUGAAGGGUGAUAAGGAGCUUGUUGGUACUCUUCGAGGUUUCGAUGUCUAUGUUAACAUGGUGCUUGAAGAUGUUACUGAAUAUGAAAUAACUGCUGAAGGACGAAGAAUCACAAAACUUGAUCAGAUUCUGCUAAAUGGAAACAACAUUGCCAUUUUGGUUCCUGGUGGUUCGCCUGAUGCAGAAUGACAGCUUAUGGCCUCGUAUGUAGCGCGAUUCUUUUGGUGUUCAUGACCUUGACGAGUUUUUGUUUACUGAAUAGUUUGUUCUGGCAGAAUAUCUCUGAUGCCUUGAGCUGAUUUUAAAGCGUGUCACUGGAAAAACUGGGUGGCAGCAAAUUUAUCGCACAGUAAUGUAUUAUGACUCUUUAUUAUGGCAGUGAGGUUUGAUUAUUUGGAAAACCUAUCACUGCCAUUGCUAGGACAUCCAACACUGAGAAACUAGAAAUUUUAUUUUCUGGGUGAUAGAUUGAUGCUAAAGCAAUUUGUAUCCAAAAUAUUUCCGUCCAACUCUUAACAUCGUUUUAUCUUGUAGUUUAGUGAACUUAUUGCGUAUUGCAUGUGAAAUGUGUUGGUUUAAUUAUUUAUCGUA